UACUAACGGACUACUCCUCAGUAGCUUUAUAUGCCUCUUAAAUAGAACAGAAAUCUGAAAAGUAAACUUUCCCAGGAGAACAGUCUCCGUUAUCUGGGGCAGUUCUAAAUAGUGCUGGCAAAUUGCCAAGUAGCAACGCCAACCCCAAAAAAAGAAAAAGAAGAAGAAGAACUAUAUUAGUCUGUGGUAUUUUCAUUUGAAAUCGUUUGCUUAAGAAUUUUUUAUUGUGGAAUAUGUGUUUUGCAAUUUUUUUUGUUAUAAUAUUAUAAAUUCAAAAAAUGGCGGAACUUAUUAAGGAAUCGGCUAUUCUUGAUUAUAUCUACGACGAUUUGGAAGACGUUAUAUACAGUAGAGAAGAUGAGCACCACAAGGAAAAUGACUCCAACUUAAAUGAAGCAGUUCAAACAGAUGGAGUGACAAUAGACCAAUUGAGAUCAGAAAAUGAACUGCUGCGUACUCGUAUAUCAGAGCUGUAUAAAACGGCCAAGGUGGAGCUCUAUAGAAAGCAUGAUACAAUUAACGAGCUCACACGAAAAUUAGAUGAUUUAAUCCUUAAACGAAAUAUAAGAUUUAUGCCAAAUGAUGCAGGUAAAUUUAAGCGGCAGCGCAGUAGUUCACCUCAUCGUGAUUAUGAUUGCAAAAGACCUAAAUCUACAGAUACUAAUUGUUACAAUAAAGAUUAUAAGAGAAGUUGCAGCACAACAUUUCAAAGCCAACGGCCGACUCCCAGUAACAGUGAUUCCUAUUACAAUAAAUAUGGGUUUAAACCUCGUUCCAAAAGUCGAGAUGGUAAACAGAGACAGGAGACACUUAUACCAGUACCCCUACCACACUCUGGUAGAUUGCUAGAUGAUGAGAAUAAAACUUUUAAAUCUGAGAGGCAGGAUAAGUUGAAAUUAAAAAAUAAAGUCCAAGAAAUCCAAGAAUACAAGAAAAAAAUUAAGGAUGACAAACCUGUAGAAACAGAAUAUGAUACUGCAAUAUCAGCUUAUCGUUAUAGAUCAAAAAAUAUAGAAAAAAAUAAAGAUAUGCAGAAAGCUGAUGACAAAAGUAGUGUGGCGCUGCUGCAAAAUUCAGAAAUCUUUAAAAAGGUACGUGAAGAAAAGGAAGAGUUGAAAAACUGGUGUAAGUCAAUAUCCAAAUCAAGGGAGAGUGAAGAGGAGAAAGAGAAAAGAGAAAAAGCAUUAGAUUAUAAGAAUGAUGUAUCAAGAUUCAACUCUAAAGAUUUGAAUGUAAAAUGCAAAAGUUACCAUGAUAAAAAACAGACAGAAAGGCAAAGUGAAAAAAUUAGAGAUAUUCAUUCACAUUUUCUUGAACAAAAAAGUUUUAAACCCGAGGACAAAUUGUCAAGAUCUAAGGAUGAUAAGAAGUUCAAUAGGAAAUCUAGAAUUGACUCACAUAGAGACACAAUUGACAUAUGUAAGACUACAAGUAAAAAUAAAACAUCAAGAUCAAUAUCACGAGGGAGGGACAGGGAAAUUGAAUAUGAAAAAAUAGGUAAAAAAAAAGUCGAUCCUAAAAAAUCUAGAUCCAGCUCAAGUAACAGUUCCAAAAAGGAAUCAACAUUAAUUAAAAAAGAUAAGGACAAUUCACCAAAAAAGAAUAAACAGCAAAAUACAAUUACUUCUGAUACUUCAACUUUAGAGAAGCAUGAUACUCACCAGAACGAAGACAAUAAUGACCUAGAUCUCCUCAUAUUGCAAGAUUUUGAAGUGAUUGAGGAAGAUUUUGCAGAAGAAAAUGAAUAUACCAAAGAGAAAAUGUCAACCUCGAAAGCAGUAGAGAAAAGGAGGGACAAAAAAUACAAGACUAAAAGCACUGAUAAGACAGGUACAUCUUUCUGCAAAAGGAAAAGUUCAGAGUCAACAAGAUGCCACAAAGGUAGAUCUGAUUCGGCUGACAAAAGAAAAGAAAAAAAUUGCAAUGGCAAAGUUUUUGGAAAUAAACAUGAUUAUUGUGAUAACACCACUGAACUACUAAUCUCUCAAGAUUCUCAUAAAUUAAGGGAAGACUUUAAUGUGGUUAAGGAAAAUAUGGUAAAAUCACAAUCCAGAGACAAAGAGAUUAAAUAUAAAGACAGAGAUGAAAAAAGGAACAAAACUGAAUGCAACAGUGUUACAAAACCCACUGGCCCAGUACACAAUAGAAAAGAAAAAAAAUCAAAAAAACAGCAGAACAAAACAGAUUUUGAAACUCGAAAUAAAAUUGAGAGUCCGAAUGGGAAAAUAUUGCAAGAUUGCAGUAAAAUUGAGGAAGGAAUUGGUAAUGACACAACAAAUUCUGAGGACAUCAUAUCCUUAGAGCAAAAGAGAAAAACACUUUUAGAGCAGUUAGAGCUGGACGUCACUGAUGAUUCUACAUCAGUUACUAGAGUUGCUGAAAAGACAGAACGAAAAAAAAUUGUAAUUAUUUCUGAUAUACAUUUAUCAAGUGAGACGAAAAAAAUUGCCAAUGAUGAAAAGAAUCAAAUAAGCUGUGAAAAAGCCUUGGAAGCCAUAGACAAGGAAAAUGAUUUAGUAGAGCCCAGAACAAGUGAACUUAGUGGUGGACAGAGAAAUAGGAAAAUUUCUGACAGUUCUAGAUUUCAAGGGGAAUUGAAGGAUACCUUAGUAAAAGAGGAUGACAAUAAUUAUUCAGAAGAGAAAAUUUUCAAAGAUGAUCCAAUUAACUCUAGAUCUGAUUCGGAUCAAAACAAAUGUUCAGGAGUUAUAUUUCAGAAAGAUGAGAACAAAGUUUCAGACAAUGAGAUGUCAGCACAGGGCGAUAAUGAUAGAUCUAUUAAAUGUUCAAAUAUUCCAGGUGAUGAAGUAAUGAACGUCAAAAGAAAAGAAGAGGAAAAGGAAACAAUUUAUGUGAACCAGAAAAAGGAAGAUAAAGAAAUGAUUUCUGAAACACAAGUGCAAAUUCAACUCGAUGUUGGCGCAUCAAAGGAAGCUUUAUUAUGUGAAGAUUCUAAUAAAAUGCAAGAAAUUGUUAAGUAUCCAAAAAUUACUAAGAAAGCAAUGAAGUUAAAGAGAAGAAUUUCUUCUCUUCCAUUUUUAAAAAGUCCUGAAACUGACAACCAAAAUGAGAAAAAUGAAGGGAGCAAUGAGAAAGAUAUAGAGGGCAGUAGUUCAAAUGUUUCACAUAUAAACCUCGACAGUUCGGAAGAGGAUACCAUAAUUCCUCAAAAACAUGCAAAACCUAAUGACAAAAAAUGUAGAAACUAUACUUUGAACAGUAAAAGAAAAAAAGGUACAACAAACACAGAUGAGUCUCAAGGGGAUUUGCAAACUAUAAACGUGGCUCUUCAAGAACUAGGAGACAACUCAAAGAAGAUAGAAACUAUGGAUAAUUUAAUAGAUACUAAUGGUGCUCAGCAAGACCCUGAAAAGCAAAUUUGGAAUGUAGAGAUGGAUGAAAUUGAUAGUACAAAAACAUCCGAAGGGGUGGUACAAACCAAUGUGGAUAUCACUAAAGAGAUCGGCGAGAAAUCUGAAGAUAGGCAAAGUCUGAGCAUCUCACAAUAUAACGAUCUUUUGGAGCAGUUGGAACUCAGUUCCGAUUCCAUCGCAGAACAAAGCAAAUCGCUUGAAGAUCACACCAAACCCAAUCAACAGGAUCACGCCACCCUGAUUAAGCAAAUCGUGAACGAAGUUGCUCAGGGUAUUUACAAGCCGAGCCUAAAACGUGAAAACAAAGAGCAGAACAUUAAAAAUAAGAAACCGAGAGGCUGCCUCUCGCCGAAGAAAAAGGCGCCGCCAAAGUCAAAGUCACUUUUUCCGACAAUUCGAUUAGGAAAACCAAGCAAAAAAGGUUUGAGGAGUAAAGCUAACAAAAGUCAAAAGGAAAAAUGCGAGUUGGAUUCUCCAAGGGAAAGCGAGAGCGAUAAGGAAACGCCAACAGUUUUGGCAAACACGCCAAUUGUGAAUAAAGUAGUGACGCCGGAUUCUAGUGAAGCAAAUUCACUAGAAAAACCUGCAGCGUUGUUUUUUAAGAAACAUAGGGUAUCCCGAGGUAAAAGUAUGACCAGGCUCGAAGCUAUGUACAAGAUGGAACAGGGGAAAGAGACUGCAGAGACUAGCAGUGUGGAAAUGAAGUCGCCGGAAAUAAUAAGCUCAACUUUAGCACCGAGAGGACGCAACAGAUCCAAUAGGAGUAUUAAAUCUCAGAUCCGUGAAGAGACUACACCUAAGACGAGACGAAACAGCGUGAGAAGUUGCCGAAUAGGGGAACCUCUUAGCGAGUGUCGCGGAGAACCAUCGAAAUCCGUUAAAACGAGAAGACAAUCUGCGAUUGAGAAGAACGCCAAGCAGGAAGAAAUAACGAAGCCGAUAAAUGAGAACGACGAAAGAAUCGUAUCUUCGCCUCUCGCCACAUUCGAAAACAUGUUGGAGCAAAGUUCCAAAUCGGCAAAGAACAGUCCCGUUUCUAAAAUGAACAUAGAAGAAAUGCCCAUCAUCCAUAUCGAAGAGGGCACUUUGGGAGACGUGAUCUCGCUACAAAACAACACCCUUUUGCAUUUGGUCGAUAUGGCUAAUGUUAACGGGAACAUUUUGUCGGGCAAGGAGCGGGAAGAGGAAAAUAUGACGGACUUUACGAAAUAUUUAAGUGCCAAUAAAUCCACAUCGACGCCGUUUAAAAAGAGCGACACGCAGAAGUGUAUCGAUUUCCAAGAUCAAGAAUGCGUAGUGAAAUUAGUCAAAGUGGUGACGCAGCUGAGUGGAAAUAGCGCAGGCGCGGUUGAUUCGUCCGAGAAGCAAUUGGAGUCGGUGAAAUUGAGCCACUCGGGUGUGAAUAGUUCGAAUGACAGUACGAAAAAGAUGGACUUUACUUUUGGAGUGCCGAUUCGACGGAGUGCAAAGAGACCGCGAGUGGUGCUUAUGGAACAAUAGGGGUUUGUUUCUACGGGACCUAUCUGUCAAUAUGUUUUGCAUGUCGUUGUUUAACAAGAAGGAAUAAAUUUGUUAUUUUUUAUAUGCAUAUAUGUAUACGUAUACCCUUAUACCCUCAGUAUCCCAUAAAGCAAUUUAAUACAUAACGCAUAACAGGGCUAGAUUUCAAAAUAUCUGUAUUAACGUCCGCCUUAAACCUCUUCCAUGUUUUUCAAUCUUGUGCUAGAUUCUCUGCUUCUUUCCAUAGUCUGCUUCUGCUUUGUAGAGCUUCAGCUAUUCUUUUUUCCCAUGUCUAUUUUGGUAUUUUAAAUUUUUGCUUCAUAAAUUUGUCUUACCGGUCUAUGUUCCAUUCAAUGCAUGUGUCUCCACCAUCCAAGUUGUCUUCUUGUUUAUCUCCCAAGAUACUUCAUUUCAGUUGCUCGAAUUUUACGUUUUUGCCUUUUUUUUGGUCUAUUUCUUGCUUAUACAUUUUUCAUUUAUUCAUCAUCAUCAUAAACUUUUUCUUAACCACGUAUUUUUACUUUGUACUCUACUUGUAAUAUGUCUAUACAUCAAUGUUAAUACUUUACUCUUUGGUUGUCAUUACUUUGGUUUUGCUGACUCUUUUUCUUUGCAUAUGUUUGCACUGGUGUAUAUAUAUGGUAUUGAAGACUUGCAUUUUUGUUUGUUCUAAUAUUUCUUGCCAAUACAUUUUUGAUUCAUUCAUCAUCAUCAUCAUAAACUUUUUGACUUCCCGUAUUUUCAAUUUUCCAAGGUACCUAAAUUUUUCUACUUGUAAUGUACAUCAAUUUUGCACUUUAUUGAUAUAUGCCUGUUAUAUCUAGUAUGUGUUUGUUUAGCAUGGUUCGGCUCCUCUUCUCACUUUUACAUCUAUUAGUUUUGUUUAGAAGAAUUAUGCUAGUGACAAAAACCUCAGUCUAAAAUCGUGAAAACGUAACAAAGCAAAGAUUAACACUGAGUGAGAGAAAAAUAUAAAAGUUGCCUAUAUAUGACUUAAUGUUGAUAUUGCCCAAUGACGCCUCUCGCGGAAAUCUAAAUCUACUUGGAAAGUAAAAUUUGGUAUGACUGCGUUGUUUCUGAUUAUAUUGCUUUAAAAAAUACAUUCAGUGUCUUUAUGACUGAUUAAAACAAAUUGCUGUGGUGUGAUAGAUGUUACUCAUGAAACGUUAAAUCAAAAGGUUAUCCUAAUAAUAGUUUUUGACAAUCUUGCUUUACAAUAAUAUUUAAUUGGCCCUUACUUUCAUAGGGAGUGCUUUUAAUUUUACCAGUUGCAAAAACUCUUCUUUGAGUUAUAGGUCUAUGCAGUGAACCCAAUUAAACUAACAUGUUUUGUAUUUAAUAAUGUAUCAAACCACCAACUGAAAAAAUGUACAUCGUUAAGUCAUCAGAGAAUAAACCGAUCCAUCUAGAACGCUAUUACUAGGUCGCGUUGACAAAUUGAGCUUUUUAAAACACCUCUAGAGGCUCAUUGUCGCUAGGCCCCAUAGUAUAAUUUUGUUGUUUUAGUUCAUUUUUUAAAUUAUUAUUUAAUAUAUUCAGAAAAUAAAUAGAAUGUUUAACAUAAAAGAAAGCCUUCGCACCGCAUAAACAUCUACUCACAUAAUAUAUGGGAAAUGAUAAAUGAUGUUAUACAGGGUACUCCAAAAUGAAACGCUAAUACUUUUAUCACAAAUGCUGUGCCCUAAAAUUGAGAUAAACAAUUAUGAACUAAUUAGAUUUAAAUAAACUCGGUAAGCAUAACAAAAUAAUCUAAGAAUGCUUUUUACAUAACUUCUGGAUUUCUCCUGCGUCGGUUUAAAUAAUCUAAGAAGUUGAUCAUAGGAAGCAGCCAUAUUGAAUCUGAGAAAAAUCGAGCAUCGAUUUAUAAUCCUGGAAAACAGAAUCCGAAUAGGUACUAUUUCCGGUUAAU
This is a messenger RNA of Cylas formicarius (sweet potato weevil), 6783 nucleotides long. RefSeq names its product myb-like protein X. Lineage: Eukaryota; Metazoa; Arthropoda; Insecta; Coleoptera; Brentidae. The record is from RefSeq and is a predicted model, not a curated record. The transcript is spliced from 9 exons. Bases 279 to 4874 code for a protein of 1531 amino acids.